Molecule: messenger RNA, 4205 nt
Organism: Ictidomys tridecemlineatus (thirteen-lined ground squirrel)
Lineage: Eukaryota; Metazoa; Chordata; Mammalia; Rodentia; Sciuridae
Gene: Tyro3
Product: TYRO3 protein tyrosine kinase
Biological process (GO): cell surface receptor protein tyrosine kinase signaling pathway; cell migration; positive regulation of kinase activity
Cellular component (GO): signaling receptor complex; plasma membrane
Molecular function (GO): ATP binding; protein binding; transmembrane receptor protein tyrosine kinase activity
Source: RefSeq, a predicted model, not a curated record
CCAGAGGUCCGGCGACAGUGCCGGAGUUAGCCAUCCGCCCCAGCCACCGGAGCUCCGCGGGGGGGCGGUAGGAGCUCGGGCUGCCGGCGGGUCGGGAGGAGGCGGUGGCUAGGAGAAGAACAUGAAUCAGCGGCAGCAGCGACGGCGACGGCGGCUGUGGAAAGAGCGCCGUGGCCCAGGAGCGGCCCCGGGGACCCCGCGUUGCUGACGGCUGCGGCGACUCCCGGUCGACGCGGGUCUCAGAGGCACUGGCCCAGCGCCGCCCCCCGGGCGGGCCCCAGCUCUUCCCGCGGCCCUCCUCCUCCUCCUCCUCCUCUUCCUUCUUCCCUUCCCUCCUCUCCACGCUCCCGGGCCGGGCCCGGCAUGGUGCGGCGUCGCCGCCGAUGGCGCUGAGGCGGAGCAUGGGGCGGCCGGAGCUCCCGCCGCUGCCGCUGCCGCCGCCGCUGCUGCUCCUGCUCCUGCUGGUGGGUCUGGCCUCUCUGCUGCUCCCGGAGUCGGCGGCCGCAGGCCUGAAGCUCGUAGGAGCCCCGGUGAAGCUGACAGUGUCUCAGGGGCAGCCUGUGAAGCUCAACUGCAGCGUGGAGGGGAUGGAGGAGCCUGAGAUACAGUGGGUGAAGGACGGGGCUGUGGUCCAAAGUUUGGACCAGAUGUACAUCUCAGUCAGCGAGCAGCACUGGAUUGGCUUCCUCAGCCUGAAGUCAGUGGAGCGUUCUGAUGCAGGCCGGUACUGGUGCCAAGUAGAGGAUGGGGAAGAAAUUGAGAUCUCACAGCCAGUGUGGCUCACAGUAGAAGGUGUGCCAUUUUUCACUGUAGAGCCAAAAGAUCUGGCAGUGCCACCCAAUGCCCCUUUCCAACUGUCUUGUGAAGCCGUGGGCCCCCCUGAACCUGUUACCAUUAUCUGGUGGAGAGGAGGCACCAAGAUUGGAGGUCCUGCUCCCUCUCCCUCCGUUUUAAAUGUAACAGGUGUGACCCAGAGAACAGAGUUUUCCUGUGAAGCUCACAACAGAAAAGGCCUGGCCUCUUCACGACCAGCUAUUGUUCACCUUCAAGCAAGGCCUGCAGCCCCCUUUAACAUCACAGUGACAAAGCUCUCCAGCAGCAAUGCUAGCGUGGCCUGGAUGCCAGGUGCUGAUGGCCGAGCUGUGCUCCAAUCCUGUACAGUCCAGGUCACACAGGCCCCAGGGGACUGGGAGGUCCUAGCUGUAGUGGUCCCUGUACCACCCUUUACCUGCCUCCUCCGGGAUCUGGAGCCUGCCACCAACUACAGCCUCAGGGUGCGCUGUACCAACGCCUUGGGGCCCUCUCCCUACGCUGACUGGGUGCCCUUUCAGACAAAGGGUCUAGCCCCAUCUAGCGCUCCCCAGAACCUCCACGCCAUCCGCACAGAUUCAGGCCUCAUCCUGGAGUGGGAAGAAGUGAUCCCUGAGGGCCCUUUGGAAGGUCCCCUGGGCCCCUAUAAACUGUUUUGGAUUCAAGACAAUGGAACCCAGGGCUUUUCCUCGCUACAGGAUGAGCUGACUGUGGAGGGGACCAGGACCAAUCUGACAGGCUGGGAUCCCCAGAAGGACCUGAUCGUGCGUGUGUGCGUCUCCAAUGCAGUUGGCUGUGGGCCCUGGAGUCAGCCAUUGGUGGUCUCUUCUCACGACCAUGCAGGCCAGGAGGGCCCCCCUCACAGCCGCACAUCCUGGGUGCCUGUGGUUCUGGGUGUGCUGACAGCCCUGGUGACAGCCGCUGCUCUGGCCCUCAUCCUCCUUCGAAAGAGGCGGAAAGAGACACGGUUCGGGCAAGCCUUUGACAGUGUCAUGACCCGAGGGGAGCCAGCUGUUCAUUUUCGGGCAGCCCGGUCCUUCAAUCGAGAAAGGCCUGAGCGCAUUGAGGCCACACUGGACAGCCUGGGCAUCAGUGAUGAACUGAAGGACAAACUGGAAGAUGUGCUCAUCCCAGAGCAGCAAUUCACCCUGGGCCGGAUGUUGGGCAAAGGAGAAUUUGGUUCAGUGCGAGAGGCCCAGCUGAAGCAGGAAGAUGGCUCCUUUGUAAAAGUGGCUGUAAAGAUGCUAAAAGCUGACAUCAUUGCCUCAAGUGACAUUGAAGAGUUCCUCAGGGAAGCAGCUUGCAUGAAGGAGUUUGACCAUCCUCAUGUGGCCAAGCUUGUUGGGGUGAGCCUCCGGAGCAGGGCUAAAGGCCGUCUCCCCAUUCCCAUGGUCAUCCUGCCCUUCAUGAAACAUGGGGACCUGCAUGCAUUCCUGCUUGCCUCCCGGAUUGGAGAGAACCCUUUUAACCUGCCCCUCCAGACCCUGAUCCGGUUCAUGGUGGACAUUGCCUGUGGCAUGGAGUACCUGAGCUCCCGGAACUUCAUCCACCGAGACCUGGCUGCUCGAAAUUGCAUGUUGGCAGAGGACAUGACAGUGUGUGUGGCUGACUUUGGACUUUCUCGAAAAAUCUAUAGUGGGGACUACUAUCGUCAGGGCUGUGCCUCCAAAUUGCCUGUCAAGUGGCUGGCCCUGGAGAGCUUGGCUGACAACCUGUAUACUGUACACAGUGAUGUGUGGGCCUUUGGAGUGACCAUGUGGGAGAUCAUGACUCGUGGGCAGACACCAUAUGCUGGCAUCGAAAACGCUGAGAUUUACAACUACCUCAUCGGCGGGAACCGCCUGAAACAGCCUCCCGAGUGUAUGGAGGACGUGUAUGAUCUCAUGUACCAGUGCUGGAGUGCUGACCCAAAGCAGCGCCCAAGCUUCACAUGUCUGCGAAUGGAACUGGAAAACAUCCUAGGCCACCUAUCUGUCCUGUCCGCCAGCCAGGACCCCUUGUACAUCAACAUUGAGAGAGCUGAGCAACCUACUGAGGAAGGCAGCCUGGAGCUGCCCUGUAGGGAUCAGCCCAGCAGCAGAGCUGGGGAUAUCAGUGGCAUGGGGGCAGUGGGUGCCACCUCCAGUGACUAUCGGUACAUCCUCAGCCCUGGAGGACUGGCCGAGCUGCCUGUACAGGCAGACCAGCAGCCAGAGAGCCCCCUCAAUGAGGCCCAGAGGCUGCUGCUGCUGCAGCAAGGGCUACUGCCCCACAGUAGCUGUUAGCCCACAGGCAGAGGGCAUCCGGGGCCAUCUGGCUGGCUCUGCUAGCCACUGUGCUGCUGACUAAGCCCUAUCUGACCCCAGCCCCAGGCAGCAAGGUGUGGAGGCUCCUGUGGUAGCCCUCCCAAGCUGUGCUGGCACCUGGACUGACCAAAUCGCCCAAUCCCAGUUCUUCCUGCAACCACUCCAUGGCCGGCCUGGCAUUAGUUCAGGCAUUGGCUUGGAGGAGGUGGGCCAGACCUGGUUGCCUGAACCCAGGAAGCUGGCAGGAGGGGUGGUGGUGGUUAUGUUUCCAUGGUUACCAUGGGUGUGGAUGGCAGUGUGGGGAGGAUAGAUCGAGCCCUGUGGGCACCUACCCUCCCAGCUGAUCUGCCCCUGCUGCUUUAGUGCAUGCAUUGAGCUGCCUCCAGCCUGGGGGCUCAGCAGUGCCCACCAUUCUUGGGGUUUAAAUGCCAGAUUUUGCCUUUCCAAGUCAGAGAGAUGCUCUUGUACCAUUAUUCCUUUUUAGGUCAGAGUUGGUAAGGGGUUGAUACAGUUGGGUCCCAAGCCCAGUGGCAAAAGAUGGUGGGACAUUCUCAAGUCUGAAUCCUUGUCACCUUACUGAUUCUCCACUCUGCCUGUACUGGGAGAGGUAUGGGGAGGGUGCUUCUCUGAAUUGAGCCUACCCCUCCACGGCAUGCUGGAGUACCACAGGCCACCAGGGGCCCAUCUUCUUAAGGCAGUGUGCUGAUCUGGCUAGAGGCACAGAGGGCUGGCCCAAGAAUCCAGGGACAGGGAGGUAGGAAGAGUUCAGGAGCCCUUCUCCAAGCUCUCCUGCAGUCUGAGCAUGCUACCAAGUCCCCAGAUAUCCCAACACUAACAAAGGCAGCUGUGUCUGAGCCCAGCCCUUUUCCACAGCAACCCCUUAGUCCCAUCCUCCUACCCUCACUGGACAUCCUCUUCUGUCCCAAGUCCCCAGAGAGAAAAUAGGCCUUAUGGCUGGUAUGGAUGAGGGGGAAUUUCUGGAGCCUGGACCCCAGCCCUGACUGGGGGAGUCUCCUGGAAUGCAUGGGGCCAGCCCUUGCUGUUAGGGACAUUUCCAAACUGUUAGUUGCUGUUUAAAAGCAGAAAUAAAAUUAAAGACUAAAGAAGUAA